AUGUCAGAAAGCCCUACUACUGCUUCACGAAACCAAAGAGAUCCUGGUAGUCCAACUAUCACGGGCAUCCCCUCCAUCCUCACAGUUCUUCGCGAGCCUGAGUCUUUCUCCACUAUAGACGACCGGCGAGGGCAACAGUACCGACAACAAUCCCCGGAGACUGCCUCCAAGUUGGCGCGUGAGACCCUCAUUAGCAUGUCUAAGGCAGCUUAUCCACUUGGCACGCAACAUAACUAA
Messenger RNA from Colletotrichum orchidophilum, 237 nucleotides. RefSeq lists its product as uncharacterized. Bases 1 to 237 code for a protein of 78 amino acids. The record is from RefSeq and is a predicted model, not a curated record. The transcript is spliced from 2 exons. NCBI's taxonomy places the organism in Eukaryota, Fungi, Ascomycota, Sordariomycetes, Glomerellales, Glomerellaceae.